AUGCACUGCGACACAGUGGAAGUGGUGAAAUUCCUUAUGGACAAUCACAUUGAGAUCAUGAGUCCACCAAUUUCUGGUGAGCUUUCCCAAGUGUUUGUGAUCUAUAAGGCUACUAAUGUCAAAAUAGAAGCAUUCAAGAGAAUCAUAAAUGCCAUUCAUGAGAUCUCACAUGGGAUUGAGUUGAAAAUCGGCGAUCUGAAUGAAGAGCCCAUUAUAACUUACAUUGAUUGUGCUAUAUUACACGAGUUCCAUUGUAUAUUGAAAAACAGAAAGAGACAACACCCCAAGGGAGAUGAGCUCAAGUUGAAUGGCUUAAAACAGGAGGAAAAAUUUAGGCGCCUAAUUGAGGACAAGAGUUCCGAUUUUCAGAAAAGAAUUGAAGCCAUUUUGACUACACGUACUCAGGCUACACAAUUAGGUAUAGAAAGGGCAAAACAACUAGAACCUGUCGAGCCAGUAAUUCCACGUUGUAAUAGCUUAGAGCACAGAGAGUUGCUUUCCAAAUGCACAAUGAUCUCAAAUAACAAAAUAAUCUCCUUAAAAUGGCCAAUCUUCAUAAAUCAAAAACAAGAGUUCAUACAAUGUGUUCAGAACAAGAUACACUUUGUACCAAAUAUGAAACCUAAGACUGACCCCAACUUAGGAGAUUGUUCAUAUUUGGACACAUGCCAUAAAAUGCACUGUUGCCGGUAUGUACACUAUUUACAAUUUACCCCUCAAAUCUUGGAAACAAAGUAUAAUUCAUGGUUGGCAGAUGAGAAUAUAGCAAGAUCUAAGAACUCAUGGAUAUCUUUGUAUACAAGGGGAGAAUGCUGUUCCAAUUUAUCACGUAAUGUAGCGCCCCCGCAAUGGAUACAAUGCGAUGUCAGGAAAUUCGAUUUAUCACUAUUAGGAAAGUUCUCUGCAGUUAUUGCUGACCCAGCAUGGAACAUCCAUAUGCAUUUACCAUACGGUACAUGUAACGACACUGAAUUGCUCAAUUUGCCGUUGAAUAUCUUACAAGAUGAAGGUAUACUAUUACUUUGGGUCACCGGCCGUGCCAUUGAGCUCGGUAAGGAAUCGCUGAAGAAAUGGGGUUACAAAGUCAUAAACGAAAUUUCAUGGGUUAAGACAAACCAGCUGGGCAGAACUAUUGUCACAGGUAGAACUGGUCACUGGCUGAAUCACUCAAAGGAGCAUCUCCUUCUUGGUUUAAAGGGCGAUCCUGAGUGGCUAAAUCGCAACAUUGACCUUGACAUCAUUGUAUCACCCACACGCGAGACAUCGAGGAAACCAGAUGAAGUUUAUGGAAUUGUGGAGAGAUUGGUGGGCUCUAAAUCACGUAAAUUAGAGAUAUUUGGAAGAGUCCAUAAUUUACGUCCAGGGUGGAUAACGAUAGGGAAUCAAUUGGAAGGUACACAUGUCAUCGAUCCCGAAAUUAAGAACCGUCUACUCAUUCAAGAAUUGGCUAACAAAAAAUCAACGUAG
Nakaseomyces glabratus is the source of this 1467-nucleotide messenger RNA. RefSeq names its product mRNA (N6-adenosine)-methyltransferase (gene IME4). Gene Ontology annotation, molecular function: mRNA m(6)A methyltransferase activity. The record is from RefSeq and is a predicted model, not a curated record. NCBI's taxonomy places the organism in Eukaryota, Fungi, Ascomycota, Saccharomycetes, Saccharomycetales, Saccharomycetaceae. Gene Ontology annotation, cellular component: RNA N6-methyladenosine methyltransferase complex; nucleus.